CACAAACAUUAUAACCAAUCCUUCCCCCAACGCCUUUCCUCAACAAAAACCCACCUUCUCUCUCUCUCUCUCUCUCACACACACAAUCUUUGUACCAUGUAUCAAGCGAUUCCUUACAGUCACCGGACAUAUCCUCCGACCAGCACCGGGCUGUCACGUGAGGCACGUGAGAGUGAAGCCAACGACGCAGCAAAUGUAGGAAAAAUGGUGUCCGAGAAUGCGGUGAUAGUGUUCGGGAGACGUGGGUGCUGCAUGUGCCAUGUGGUGCGCCGGUUGCUACAAGGCCUGGGGGUGAACCCCACGGUUUCCGAGGUCGAUGAGAAGGACGAGGCUGCCGUGACCAAGGAGUUGUCGAGAAUGAUCGGUCUCGAGGAAGGACAUCUGGACGACGGUCCGGUGCAGUUUCCGGCGGUUUUCGUCGGCGGCAGGUUGUUCGGCGGGUUGGAGAGAGUCAUGGCCACCCAUAUUUCUGGUGAAUUGGUCCCCAUCUUGAAGCAAGCCGGGGCUUUGUGGCUUUGACCAAAAUUGGGUUGUUUUGAUCAUAUUGUGUACUCUCUCUUAAUUUGUGUUUAAUUAUGCUGGGUUCCUUCUCAAUAAUUCUUGGGGGGAGGACUGCAUGAAAUUUUUCUUUUUUUUCUUUUCUUUUUUUUGUUCUUAACUUGUCGCUUUGGAAUUGUAAAAGAUAGUUUUUAUUUAUUUCUUAUGACAAUCUCAAUCUUUAUCCUAAUUAAUUCGAAUCAUGUAUCGUUGCCGUCGGCGUCGAUCGUAAUCGGAUCAUAUGUUGUUGUGAAA
Molecule: messenger RNA, 792 nt
Organism: Alnus glutinosa
Lineage: Eukaryota; Viridiplantae; Streptophyta; Magnoliopsida; Fagales; Betulaceae
Product: glutaredoxin-C9-like
Exons: 1
Coding region: 97-519 (140 amino acids)
Source: RefSeq, a predicted model, not a curated record